UGCACAUUGAAAAAGAAAAGUGCUUGUGUGUUCUGUGUAAGUCAUUACUAAUCAAAAAGUCAAUCAAGCAAAGAAAAUGGUUUCAACUACUGCUGGAAAAGUCAUAAAGUGUAAAGCUGCGGUGGCAUGGGAAGCCGGAAAACCACUGGUGAUAGAGGAAAUUGAGGUAGCUCCACCACAGGCUAAUGAAGUUCGUCUGAAGAUCUUGUUCACCUCACUCUGUCAUACUGAUGUCUACUUCUGGGAAGCCAAGGGACAGACACCUCUAUUUCCUCGGAUAUUUGGUCAUGAAGCAGGAGGAAUCGUGGAAAGUGUUGGUGAGGGCGUGACAGAUCUCAAGCCUGGUGAUCACGUGCUUCCAGUGUUCACAGGGGAGUGCAAGGAGUGUGAUCACUGCAAAUCAGAGGAAAGUAACAUGUGUGACCUCCUAAGGAUUAACACUGACCGUGGAGUGAUGCUGAAUGAUGGCAAGUCAAGGUUUUCAAUCAAUGGACAACCAAUAUACCACUUUGUUGGAACCUCCACUUUCAGUGAAUACACUGUAGUACAUGUUGGCUGUGUUGCCAAGAUCAACCCCACUGCCCCACUAGGCAAAGUUUGUGUUCUGAGCUGUGGAAUCUCAACUGGUCUUGGUGCUACAUUGAAUGUUGCAAAACCAAGAAAAGGUUCAUCAGUAGCUAUAUUUGGAUUGGGAGCUGUGGGACUUGCUGCUGCCGAGGGAGCUAGACUUGCUGGUGCUUCCAGGAUAAUUGGGGUUGACUUGAAUUCCAACAGAUUUACUGAAGCUAAGAAGUUUGGAGUUACUGAGUUUGUGAAUCCAAGAGAUUAUGACAAACCAGUUCAAGAGGUGAUUGUUGAAAUGACUGACGGGGGAGUGGACCGAAGUGUUGAGUGUACUGGAAGUAUCAAUGCUAUGAUCUCAGCAUUUGAAUGUGUGCACGAUGGAUGGGGUGUAGCUGUACUAGUUGGUGUGCCAAAUAAAGAUGAUGCUUUCAGAACCCAUCCAAUAAAUGUCCUUAACGAAAAGACGCUCAAGGGUACUUUCUUUGGCAACUAUAAACCACGUUCUGACCUCCCAGAAGUGGUCGAGAUGUACAUGAAAAAGGAACUUGAACUGGAGAAAUUUAUCACCCAUGAAGUACCUUUCUCUGAAAUCAACAAAGCCUUUGAAUAUAUGCUCAAAGGGGAGGGUCUGCGUUGCAUAAUCCGCAUGACUGCAUAGAAUUUAUUCAAACAACUACUUUGAGUGGUGGAAAACAAACAAAUAAAUUAUAAUUGAGCAUGUAUUUAGCUGUGGUUAUGGUAACGAAACAGUCUUCAUAAGUUUGCUUUAAAUUUCAUGGGGAAGUUUAAUACUUAUGUAAAUAUCAUGUUUAUACAGAAUAAACAAACUACCCAUGUAUUGCUGUAUUUUUGGACAAGUAUAUAGUUUAUACAUUACAGUUGAGUGGGAUUGAAGUUGAUAAUCAUAAGUUGGAACAGUGUAUUGAAAAUCUCUAGAAUCUUAAUAUUACCUAGUAUGAGUUUAUUACAGCUUUCUAUGCUAAGAACAGUGCAGGGUUGGAAAUUUAACUUUCAAUAAAGUGGAGUCACUAAGCAUAAAAGUUUUGUUACGUUUUACUUCUGUAAAAGGAACCCAAUAAUUGGAAGCUAAAUCUGCAGUGGCAAAAUCCACUAUGUAUUGCCAAAGCAGGAACAUUUCAGACCAUGCUUAUAUUGGUUUGAGAGUCUAAUUUCUUGUUGGUUUAUGACCCGUGACUCUGGGCUAUAAAAUGUUUGCUAGCAGAAAACGAUAACAUUAUGAGUAGCAUACUUUCAACCUUCCAAAUAAAGCCUUGAAUCUAUCAAGAGUAUAGUAAAUACAAGAAGAAAAAACCAACUCGUUUUGACAACUUAAGACUAUCCCCCAAAAAACUAUACUUAAAAGCAGAAAAUUAUUUCAUAGUAAAAGAGAUUCUUUCAUGAACAGGGCUUAUCACGUGACACUUGAUCAAACCGUGUACAUCUGUUUUGUUCAAUAUAUAAAAUAUUGUGACAAUUUCAAAUACCCUUACCCUUACAAACCAAAAGAUUAAAGUAAAGUAUUCAUGUAAUCAUGAAAACACAAGACAAAGCAGAUCUAAAUAAGAUCUUAAGAAGAAAGGAAUCAUAUAACUCUACUUCUUGAGUUUAUUGCCCCACUUUUCUAUAUACGAAUUGUCUUCUCUCUUUUCACCCCUCCCCCUCAGAAAAUCUCAAGAUACCAACACCCUCCCUUACUCUAUAAUGGCUUCUAAGAUCUUCUUCCUCUUGUUUCUCCUCUUUCUGCUAUACCCUCAUCAACAUGCUUGUGUGAAUGGAGAUGCCACUUUGAUCCAGAGAA
Molecule: messenger RNA, 2362 nt
Organism: Vigna umbellata (rice bean)
Lineage: Eukaryota; Viridiplantae; Streptophyta; Magnoliopsida; Fabales; Fabaceae
Product: alcohol dehydrogenase
Biological process (GO): formaldehyde catabolic process
Cellular component (GO): cytosol
Molecular function (GO): S-(hydroxymethyl)glutathione dehydrogenase [NAD(P)+] activity; zinc ion binding; alcohol dehydrogenase (NAD+) activity
Source: RefSeq, a predicted model, not a curated record